Molecule: messenger RNA, 1380 nt
Organism: Paramecium tetraurelia
Lineage: Eukaryota; Ciliophora; Oligohymenophorea; Peniculida; Parameciidae
Exons: 5
Biological process (GO): mitotic DNA damage checkpoint signaling; protein phosphorylation
Cellular component (GO): cytoplasm; nucleus
Molecular function (GO): protein serine/threonine kinase activity; ATP binding
Source: RefSeq, a predicted model, not a curated record
AUGAUAGUAGAGAAUGUUAAAAAAAACAAAUUCUCUUUCUCUAGAAAGAGUGAAUCAGAAUAAUAAUGCAAACUAGAUUAGUUCAAGAAUAAACUCUAAGGGGAUGUACUCCAAUUUCUCAAGAAUACAAAACCAGAUGAUUAAUCAUUACAAUCAUUUUUGUAAAGGAUGGGGAUAAAUUUGGAAGUUGAUGAAGAGAAGUAUAUUUUGGAUAUAAAAGAAUACCAUAAUAACUAUAUAGAAGGAGAUAUUUUAGGAGAAGGUUGUAUAGGGUUAGUAAAGAGUGUGAAAAGAAAGAGUGAUAAUUUUGAAUUCGCUUGUAAAACAGUGAAAACUGAUUCAGAAGAAAUUGUAAAGAAGAUGAUAUUGGAGUUUAAAAACCUUAAGAGAUUGAAUCAUCCCCAUAUAGUGUCAAUGAAAGAGAUUUAUAUCUAAUGGAAUGAAGGAUUCUAAUCCACUGGAAUGGUAUGUGUAAUUAUGGAGAAAAUUGAUGGGAGAGAGAUGUUUGAGGUUAUUUAAUAAUAAAAACAAUAUAGUGGUAUUAUUUUAACUAAGAAAGAGACCAUUGCUCGUGUACUAUUCAUAUAGAUCCUAGAAGCCAUCAAAUAUAUGCAUGAAAACUAUUGUUGCCAUCGAGAUUUAAAGCCAAAUAACAUUUUAUGUGCACAUGAUGGCAAAUCUAUAAAAAUAACUGAUUUUAAUGUUUCAAAAUUUAAUGAUAGUUAUAAAGAGUUUGGAGAUCUCAAUUAACAUGGAAAAAUUGAAAUGUGGACCUAUACUGGAACUGUUGCAUUCUCAGCACCUGAGAUCUUUUCAGGAAACCUUUAUAAUGAAUAAGUUGAUUUAUGGAGUGCAGGUGUCAUAUUAUUUGUAAUGCUAAGUGGAGAAUUGCCCUUCAAUUCUGAAUAUCUCAACGAUCUAAUUGAGUAGAUUAGAUAGUGUAAAUAUGAGUUUGGCGGAAUCAUUUGGGAUUAAAUCUCUGAAUCAGCUAAGGAUCUGAUUACUAAUCUUCUAUAAUUGGAUCCUGACAAAAGAUUCACUCCAGAAUAGGCUCUAAAUCAUCCUUGGAUCACUCAUGAAUAAAGUAAUUCAGAUAUUCCGAGAUAUUAAUUGCAAAUCAAUAUGGCUCGCAUUUUGAGAGUUAAAAAUAUUAAUCAGGAAUCAAAGAUCAAAUAAAUAUGCUAUUUAUUUGGAGCUGGAGAUAUUUGGAAGAGACAUUCUCUAGGUUAAGAUACUAAUCUAGAUUUAUAUGACAAUUUGAAAAAAUAUCGAUCUAUAGACAUUUCUGAUAGUUGGAAAAAUGCUGAAAUCAAAGUGACAAAAGAUCAAAGCAAAAAGGGUGUUUAUACUAUAGAUUAUCCCUUUACCGAUUCUGAUUGA